Drosophila elegans is the source of this 4555-nucleotide messenger RNA. RefSeq names its product Fanconi anemia group D2 protein (gene Fancd2). The coding region runs from base 66 to 4496 and encodes 1476 amino acids. The record is from RefSeq and is a predicted model, not a curated record. Gene Ontology annotation, biological process: homologous chromosome pairing at meiosis; interstrand cross-link repair; double-strand break repair involved in meiotic recombination. Lineage: Eukaryota; Metazoa; Arthropoda; Insecta; Diptera; Drosophilidae. The transcript has 14 exons. Gene Ontology annotation, cellular component: condensed chromosome; nucleus. Gene Ontology annotation, molecular function: DNA polymerase binding.
GCCAGGAAUUGCUUUUGUUUUCAUCUAGUUUUGUUUUUGGUAUUUUGUAAAGUUAAUUGUCCACUAUGUAUAAGUUUAAGAAUCGUAAGAAGAAGGCUCUAAACACGAUUGAUGAGAACACCACCAUAAAAGUGCCGCGCCUGGCGGAGAGCUCCACUAAUGUUUCCAUUGAAUCAUCAUCCGCCGGGAGCGAGGAGAACAUACCCGCCUCGCAGGAGCACACGCAGCGCUUCCUGUCGCAGCACAGUGCCAUCCUGGCCGCCACCCUGGGUCGCACACAGUCCUCCAGCCGGAACAUCCCCAACCUCUCCCGGCAGCCCAACAACUUUUUCGAACUGGUCCUGAUUCGCGCCGGAGUCCAAUUGGAUCAGGGCGACAGCCUGGUCCUGGCCUGCGACCAUGUGUCCAUUGUGUCCAAGCUACGGGAAAUAUUCAUGAGCGCCUCGUCCUACACCGACAAGCUGGAAACCUUCAAGACGGGCCUGAAUGCGGCGAUGGCGCCAAACUCAAAGCUGGUGCAGAAACUCCUGACCGGCUGCACCGUGGACGCCGCUGGCGAGGAACAGAUCUAUCAGUCGCAGAACAGCAUGUUCAUGAACUUCCUCAUGAUCGACUUUCUGCGAGAUGCCUGCGUGGAGGUGCUCCUGAACAAGAUCGAGGAGGUCGCCACCGCGGAUCGAGUCCUUACGGGCAGGGCCGCCAUAUCCAUGCCACUUCUGCCCUUGAUGCUCACCCAACUGCGCUACCUGACCGUUUCGCACAAGGUGCAGAUCUACAGCCGCAUCGAGGGCAUCUUUAACAGGGCCACGAAGUCGGCCAAGUUGGACAUCAUAGCCAACGCCGAGUUGAUACUGGAUGCCAGCAUGCACGACGAGUUUGUUGAACUACUCAACAUUAACUAUUCCAACACUGAAGACCUGUUCCAUAUGACCACGGUGCACACGCUGAGCAAUUUAUCCCUUUCAGACCGAACGCAGGCUAAGUUACGACUGCGCAUUUUGGAGUUUGCCACAAGUGGAAACUGUUCCGAUAUGACCUUGCCUCACCUCGUUCGCCUUUUGCUUAACAUUCUGAAAAUGGACACAGAUGACAGUGUGCGCGAUUUGAUAGGUAGCCUGCGAGAAAUCUUCAACUGGCGUCACACAAUUAAAAGAGGUAAAAACUCGGCAACGGAAGACAAUAGAAAGUCACAGCUGGAAUUAUUUGGCUUUCUGGAGCUUGGCUUAAUACGCUCUAAACGAUUUUAUCAGGCGUGUCAAAGGUCAGCAGGUGUUUUGCCCGCAGAUGCAUUCACCUCGUUCGACAUGAUUGUUCUGCUUUUGUUAAUAAAAGUUAAUGAAGAUAAUUCAUUGUAUAUUGAAAAUAUUCUUCGUCGUCGUAUUAAGCUGGAACACUUUACGGUGAGCAUUUUAGAGGAGGUGAAAUUGCACUAUAGGCACAUACUCGAGCAGCAUAUAAGCACACUGAUGAACAUUCUACAUGACUUUAUGCGUGAGAAAAAUCGCACCGUGUCCGAUUUUGCCAAGUCUUCGUACAGUAUACUAUUUAGGAUUUUCGACUCUAUUCAGAAGAAUAUCCUUAAGAAACUGCUGGAGCUCACCUGUGACAAAUCAUCUCCUCACCUGACGACAAUGGCAUUGGAACUACUUCGUGAGCUGCAGCGCAAGAGCACCAAAGAUGUUCAGAACUGUGCCGCCCUCCUCAUUCCGAUGUUGGAUAGGAUCAGUGAUCUUACCCUUACUCAGACGCGUGUGGCCAUGGACCUGCUUUGCCAUGUGGCCUUUCCAGACCCCAAACUACCGGCUUGCGCUCAGCUCCAGGAGCAAGUCGAUAUGGUUGUGAAGAAGCAGCUGAUCAAUUCAACGGAUAUUAUAAAAAGGCAGGGCAUUAUUGGAUGUGUGCAGCUCAUCGAUGCGAUGGCCCGCAUCGAGGACGAUGCAGUGGAGCAUAACGAUUCCCAAACUAGCGUGGAAAACGUGGAUUCUUUGCCCGAUGGUCGAGGCAAAAUGGCCGCCAACUUGAUCAUUCGCACCGAGUCAUCCAUUGCCAACAGCGCCGAGUCCUUAGCUCUAUUCUACGAAGAACUGGCGACGGUUUUCAACCAGCGCUAUGACGAAACUUCCGCCUGUGACUUGGACCACCAUUUUAUUGCCUGGGCUUGUGACAUAGUGACUAUCCGUUUUCAGACUAGCUUUGUCACCGAGGAUGUUCCAGAGACAAUUAAGGGCAUUAAACUAGAAUAUCAAAUGAACAUUAAUGAAUUGGACGACUCAAAUGUCAACACUGAAUCGGAUGUCCUUAGCAUCGGCAUAAAUAUAUCGAAACUGGUUCUGUCACCCAAAGCCAAAGCUUGCGAUUCUAUAUAUGUACUUGCACCUUUGUUUAACUGUGUCCGGGUACUGUAUAAACAUCGUCACCACGACAGCUUGGAGAACAUCAAUGCGUUGCUCGGCUGUGCCAUCGUCUUACCCUCGUUCUUUGAAGCCGAUAACUAUCUAGCCAUAUUCGACAACUUUGCGACGGACCAGCAAAAGGACAUUCUGAGCAUUUACUUCCACACCGUCAAUUGGAUGCGGGUGUCGAUCAGUGCCUUCGCAUCGCAGAGGGAUCCACCCACUCGGCGUCGAGUGUUGGCCCGUCUCGGUGAAUUGAUACGAAUUGAGCAGAGGAUUAAGCCGCUCCUGGCUAGAGCGCCCUCGGACUUCGUAGCCCCGCCAUACCAGUUUCUCACCAAUGCCAAGCACUCGGCGAUGAAUCAGAAACGCCAAGGAGCCAAGGCUGCUGCUAGGCUGAACGCAACUGCAACGGAACCGGACUUAACUGGUAAUCAGACUACGAUUGCUGAUUUUACGAUUAAGGUUGGAGCCUGCAAGUCCAUAAAAACAAAGAUAGACUUUGAGCAGAUGUACGGGCCGCGAGAGAAGUACAGGCCCAUGGAAGUGGAAAUUAUAAUGCUGUUGGUCGAGCAGAAGUUUGUGCUGAACCACCAGCUGGAGAAGGAUCAAGUUGGAGAGUUUCUGGGCCUGCUUGAGUUGCGUUUCCUGUUGGAAGACAUGGUUCUAAAACUUGAAGCGGCAGUCCUCGGCCAGCAGGACUCGUCUGAUGCGGACAGUUUCAGGCUGCACCUGGCCAAGCCAGAGGAUUUCAUAUGCGAUUUACUUCCCUGUCUGCUUGAGGUGAACAAACACCUAAUAACUUUGGCAGAAGCGAUCGACAAAGAGCUAACGAGAGUCAAUCAUGUGUACAGCAAUCUGGAUCUGUUCAAGGAGCAAUUUAACUAUGUGAAAACCUGCUUUGGACUUUGCAUUCGCUUAUUUGCCUUAUACUUCGCCUGGGGCGAGUGGGGCGACAAGUCUCAGGCUGAGCUGCUCCAUAAAUCUUUGUAUAAGUUGCACCCAAAAGAGCUAUGGAAAAGAUACGAACAAAAAACAGUUCCCCAGCUGGCAACCCUGGCCUUUGAAUACUUUUUAAAGUAUGAAAAAUCUGUUCUGAGCCUCAGUACAGCGGUCCAGCUUCAUCGAUUGUUGUGCAGCUUGCUGAAGGUGGGAAGUUUGGAAAUUGAUGCAAGCCAGCCGAGAUUUCAGCAAGCCGAAGACUCGCGUUCACUUUGUGGCAAGCUGCUGCGUCGAAAGUGGUUCCACUACUCUGCUACUUUGGAUAAGGGCGGGCAGUGCAAUAUCUAUCUGGACGAGCUGGUCAAGGGUUACCUUCGGAAAUCGACUAACGAAAGUCAAAGUGAACUCCUUAGUGAGCUGGUUAAACAAUGCAGUGUUCUUAACACAAAGGACAAAGCCCUGAAUUCCUUUCCCAACUUCAAAAAGGCCAACUUUCCUUUGCUUUUUCGUGGCCUCUGCGAGGUGUUAAUUCACUCCUUAAGUGGCCAAAUCGGCGUGGACAGUCGCGGAGAUAAGCUGAAACUGUGGGAAUCCACGGUUGACUUGUUCAAUGGCUUGCUCAGCAUAGUGCAGCUGGUGGAACAGCCCCGAAAUUUCGGAUUGUUCCUAAAGCACUCCCUGCUAUUCCUCAAGCUGUUGCUUCAGCACGGCAUGACUGCGCUGGAAUCCAUUGUUCGGGAUGAUCCCGAGAGGCUGACCAGGUUUCUGCACGAGCUCCAGAAAGUGACACGAUUUCUGCACCAACUCUGCUGCCAUUCGAAGUCCAUUAAAAAUACGGCCAUCAUCAGCUACAUUCCCAGCCUGCGGGAGACAAUUGAGACGCUGGUUUUCCGGGUGAAAGCCCUUUUGGCUGCCAACAACUGUCAUUCGGCUUUCCACAUGGGCAACAUGAUAAACAGGGAUCUUCACGGGGACUCUAUUAUCACGCCAGUCGGUUCGUUUGCCGACGAGGAGAACAGCGACGAGGAAAUACCCGCCGAUGAUACCAGCGUAGAUGAAACAGUGCUGGGUGAUGUUAUGGCCAUCACCACCGCCAGCGUCAGCACAAGACCAAGCGAUGGUAGUCGGAGCAAGUCCUCGUCCCGCAGCAAAUGUUUUUAGGAUAGUCUCUUCUUUUUGUAGCGAUAAAAAAUAAAUAAUUGUUUUUUGGACCAAAGUGG